AUGGAUCCGGAAAACGAGAAGAGAAAGUUUUCUGUCGAGGAUUCAACGACAACAACAAAACAAGAUGACGGUGAAAAGCAAGCACAACUGGGCGAUUUAUGGCGCGCCUUUCAAUUCGCCGACCGUCUCGAUUGGGUUUUAAACAUCAUCUCCCUUAUUUGUUCUAUCGCGAGUGGAGGAGCCAUGCCGCUCAUGACUAUUAUAUUCGGACAAUUCACUAGUCGUUUUGCAGACUUCGCCGGAGGCUCUGUUGACCCUGACGACUUCAAAUCUGAGGUCAACUCCUUCGUUCUCUGGUUUAUCUACCUUUUUCUAGGGAAAUUCGCCUUGGCCUAUAUCGCAACAACCGCAAUCACGAUAUCCGGCAUCCGAACAACACGAGUACUUCGACAGCGAUUUCUCGAAAAGCUUCUGCGAACUGAGGUGUGGUAUUUCGAUACCGCCAAUGUUGGAUCUCCUGCAACCCAGAUGACCACCAAUGUGACGCGCAUCAACCAAGGCAUCGCCGAGAAGUUGUCGCUUCUGGUACAAGGACUUGCCAUGUUUGUCUCGGCGUUUGUGGUGGCCAUUGCAGUCCAAUGGAAGCUGGCUCUCAUUACCCUUACCGUUGUGCCCCUUUUCUUCAUCAUCAUGGGCGUCGGUAUGGCGCUUGAUGCUCCCAUUGAAGCAAAGGUCACGGGUACUUACUCUCAAGCCAACGUCUUUGCACAGGAAGUUCUGACUUCUAUCCGAACUGUCCAUACGUUUUGGGCACAAGGUAGAAUGAGUGAGCGAUACAACAGUUACCUCCAGGAAGCUCAUACGACUGGAAAAAAGAAGUCAAUGAUCUAUGGCAUCAUGAGCGCAUCGACAUACUUUUGCAUGUACUCUGGGAAUGCUUUGGCGUUCUGGCAAGGCUUUCGUAUGUAUCGGAGCGGAGAGAUUGACUCCGUCGGUACUGUGUUUACCGUCGUUCUAUCUGUCCUUCUUGCUUCGUCUUCCAUUGGUCUCCUCUACCCUCAGAUCCCAGCUCUUGCCAACGGUGCAGCAGCAGCAUCAGAGCUUUUCAAGAUCUUCGACAAGCCUUCUUUGCUCGACCCUCUUUCCAACGAAGGACACGUUCCUGAAACAUGCAACGGACAUCUUCAGGCCGAGAAUGUUUCGUUUUCCUACCCUUCACGACCAGACACACAGGUGCUCAAGGGUAUCAACUUGAACAUCCCAGCCGGCAAGACGACGGCUUUCGUUGGUGCGAGUGGCUCAGGUAAGAGUACGAUUAUUGGGCUAUUGGAGCGAUGGUACAUCCCAUCCGCGGGACGCCUACUUCUCGAUGGCGUGGAUGUUUCGACACUUAACGUCAAGUGGUUUAGAUCACAGAUGGCUCUUGUUCAACAGGAACCAGUGCUUUUCAGGGGUACCGUCUUUGAGAACGUUUCAAAGGGUCUCACCGACAUUCAAAAAGCUCUUCCUAUCGAGGAGCAGCGGAAACUUGUCCAAGAAGCGUGUGAGGCCAGCUAUGCUCACGAGUUUAUUCAAAAUCUUGAGAACGGCUAUGAGACACACCUGGGCGAAAGGGGUGGGGCUCUGAGUGGCGGUCAAAAGCAAAGAGUCGCUAUUGCUCGUAGCGUUGUCUCGAAUCCGAAAAUAUUGCUUCUCGACGAGGCAACCAGUGCUCUUGAUCCCAACGCUGAACGCAUCGUGCAGAAGGCUCUGUCACGCGUUUCCCAACAGCGAACGACACUUGUUAUUGCCCAUAGACUGUCGACUAUCAAGGACGCCGACAACAUCGUGGUCAUCUCUUCUGGACAGGUCGUUGAGCAGGGCACCCAUGAGGAGCUCCUUGCACUUGACUCCCAUUACGCUCGGCUUAUUCGUGCACAGAAUCUUGCUGUGGCUGAACAGGAGACCAAGGCUGACAUGAUUGCCAAGGAGAACCCUGAUUCAUUCGAUACAGAUGAUACUGUGGGUCGUGUUAUGACAACGCAGACUCACAAGUCCAUGGCGGCCGAGGACGAGGAGUCGAAACCCAAGGACCGAUCUAUCCUCUCAAGCAUAUUCCUAGUUGUCAAGGAACAGAAAGCGCUUCGUCCCUAUAUCAUCAUAUCUGCCCUUUGCUGCAGUAUAGCUGCGGCGACAUGGCCAGGCCAAGCUGUUCUGUUUUCGCGAAUUAUCACUGCUUUCUCAGUCGAGACUUCUGCCUCGGAUGUCAACUUCUAUGCUCUCAUGUUCUUUGUCAUUGCGCUUGGAAACCUGGUAGCAUAUGGUAUUAUUGGUUACAUCGCCAACCACGUCGCACAAACCAUCUCAUACCAGUACCGCCUUGAGUUGUUUACCCGAAUGAUUGGACUCGAUAUUGAGUUCUUUGAUCGUCCAGAGAACUCAUCUGGUGCUUUGGCGUCUAUUCUGUCCUCAGUUCCUGGACACCUUCAGGAGCUUCUCGGGCUCAACAUUUUCGUGAUUGUGGUGAUGAUUGUCAAUGUCACUGCCAGUUCUAUUCUUGCAAUUGUGUAUGGGUGGAAGCUCGCUCUUGUGAUGGUAUUUGCUGGAUUGCCACUACUUAUGGGAUCUGGAUACUUCAAGGUCCGCCUCGAGUCAAGACUACAUGAGAGCAACGAGGCGAGAUUCCGAGAGAGUGCAAGUCUUGCCAGCGAGGCUGUUUCUUCACUGCGAACUGUUACAUCUUUGACUGCUGAGAUGGACUUUAUCACUCAGUAUUCUGAAACACUUUCCAGCAUUGUCAUUAAGUCUAUCAAGUCAUUAUCUGUUUCGAUGAUUGCAUACGCAUUCUCGCAGUCGAUUGAGUUCCUUGUCAUGGCUCUUGGGUUCUGGUACGGCUCGCAACUUAUGGCGUCUGGCGAGUAUAGUGCCGACCAGUUCUUCCUCAUUUUCAUGGGAGUUCUGUUCGCGGGACAGGCUGCCGGUCAGCUAUUUGCAAACUUGACUAGCCUCACCAUGGCCAAGGGAGCGGCCAAUUAUUUGUUCAACCUUCGAGAAGAAAAGCCCGUUAUUUGUGAGACCGAUGACAAUAAGGAUAAGGGUCCAGAUUUUGAUCAACAUGUGGGCGUGAACGAUGUACACUUCAAGUAUAAGAGCCGAAGCACAAAGGUUCUUCACGGCCUGUCUAUGGAUAUUAAUCCUUCCCAGUUUGUCGCCGUCGUCGGCCCCAGUGGUUGCGGUAAAUCGACUUUGAUCUCUCUAUUGCAGCGGUACUACGACGUUACCAGUGGUAAGAUUUGUGUGGGAGAGCAAGACAUCAAGGACAUGUCUCCUCGACUUUUCCGUUCCCAGAUGUCCAUGGUUCAACAAGAGCCUAUUCUGUACGAAGGGUCUGUACGAGAAAACAUCUUGAUGGGCCUGGACGGCGAUGCCACAGACGCAACCGACGAAAGCCUGAACGAAGCAGCCCGACAAGCCAAUAUCCUCGAAUUUGUAUCGUCGCUGCCUGAAGGAUUCAAUACUCCCUGUGGUGCUCGCGGCACAGCCUUUUCCGGUGGCCAGCGUCAACGUAUCGCCAUUGCGCGAGCACUUAUCCGCAGGCCUAAGCUACUUCUCCUCGAUGAAGCUACUUCAGCACUGGAUACCUAUUCCGAGAAGCUGGUUCAAGAAGCUCUCGAGCAAACCAGGAAGGAGAGUGGCUGCAGUGUGAUAGCUGUUGCUCACAGACUGUCAACUAUCCGAGAUGCAGACAUCAUCUUUGUCCUUGUUGGCGGCAAGGUUGCUGAAGUCGGAACGCAUGAGGAGCUCCAGGCCAAGAACGGUGUUUAUGCGGAUAUGUGCAAGGCCCAGUCUCUUGAUAGAGAGACCGGCGACUCAUAA
Messenger RNA from Fusarium venenatum, 3795 nucleotides. RefSeq names its product P-loop containing nucleoside triphosphate hydrolase protein. Gene Ontology annotation, biological process: transmembrane transport. Gene Ontology annotation, molecular function: ABC-type transporter activity; ATP binding; ATP hydrolysis activity. Lineage: Eukaryota; Fungi; Ascomycota; Sordariomycetes; Hypocreales; Nectriaceae. The record is from RefSeq and is a predicted model, not a curated record. Gene Ontology annotation, cellular component: membrane.